AUGGGAAGCCUGCGACGCUCAGGAGCAGAAACGCAGUCCUGCGUCUUCCACGCGCCCUGUCCGGCACCUCCCGAGCCCAGUGAAGGAGGAACGGCUCCGGCUGCCACUCCAUCCAACAACAACACCACCACAGCGGAUGGCAGCGCAGCCAAUGUCUCACAAGAUUCGAAUGUGACGUGCAGGGAAAUCAUCGUUCGCGAAUGGCGCUCAGUCGGAGAGACUGCUGCCACGAGCCCGGCCGCGGCUGCAACUUCAAGUUCAAUUCAGACCUCGACGGGAGAUGCACCGGCCAGCACGAACCCAGGACCAACACCCAAUCUUCCGGUUAUGUUCACGAUUGAGGAGUUCGAGGCACAGGAGCGUCUACUCGCCCAUUUCCGGCAGACUCGGGACCGGCAGGCGCAACGAGGACAACGAGGACAACGAGGUGCCGGACGGAGAAGGCCUAGGGUCCGAUUUGAGUCAAGAGUACGGGUUGGCCGCGAAUGGAGGGAGUAUGAGGACUCGGAUGGAGAGGACGUGUGA
Diaporthe amygdali is the source of this 525-nucleotide messenger RNA. RefSeq lists its product as uncharacterized. Lineage: Eukaryota; Fungi; Ascomycota; Sordariomycetes; Diaporthales; Diaporthaceae. The record is from RefSeq and is a predicted model, not a curated record. The transcript is spliced from 2 exons. The coding region runs from base 1 to 525 and encodes 174 amino acids.